Silurus meridionalis is the source of this 2554-nucleotide messenger RNA. RefSeq names its product zw10 kinetochore protein (gene zw10). The transcript is spliced from 16 exons. Gene Ontology annotation, cellular component: nucleus; chromosome, centromeric region; RZZ complex. Gene Ontology annotation, biological process: mitotic cell cycle; endoplasmic reticulum to Golgi vesicle-mediated transport; mitotic spindle assembly checkpoint signaling. Bases 95 to 2398 code for a protein of 767 amino acids. Lineage: Eukaryota; Metazoa; Chordata; Actinopteri; Siluriformes; Siluridae. The record is from RefSeq and is a predicted model, not a curated record.
CCCGGUUAGACUUGCGCGCGCGGGCAGUACGGCGGGCAGCAGGGCGAUUUGACUAAAUAGCAGCUUUGAGUUGGCAAGAAGAAAAAUCUGAAAGAUGGCUUCUUUUGUUACAGAAGUACUUGCGAGCUCAGGGAAAUUAGAAAAAGAUGACCUUGCUUCGAAAAUAUCCAAACUGUCUCGGAAAGUGGAGGAAACCAAGGAGGAAAUAUCUGACAUGAUCAAUAAAAAAUACAGCGAGUUUAUACCCAGUAUGGAGGCAGCUGAAGAACUCAUGGAUCAGGUGAAAUCUGUAUCCAAAGACAUAGAUCUCCUGAAAAGCUGUAUUGACAAUGAGGUGCAGAGGAACCUCCAUGAGGCUGUAACUGAAUACACUAAACUCAAGCAACAGCUGGAGAAGAACACUGCGGUGAUAAACCUGCUCCAACAUCUACAAGAGUUUGACACAGCCAUGGAGGAAUAUCACAAAAUGUUGCAGCAGAAGAAAUAUGAAACAGCAGCCAGACAACUUGGAAAAGCACGGAGCAGCGUUGAAGCCUUGAAAUCUUGGAACGUUUCAGAUCUGCCGUUACUUCGCGCUCUCAGCUCAGAGAUCACUGUACAAAGAGAGAACCUCAUCUACCACCUCGGAGAGGAGUGGAAGCAACUGGCAGUGUGGAAGCUGCCUCCCGCCAAAGAACUGACGAGAAUGCAGUCUUUCCUAACCACAGCACUGCAUUUAACUGGAGGGAAAUCCAAAGAGGAAGACGCACUCAGUCCAUUUCUUUCCAGUGUACUUCAAGCUCUUGCUAUUCAAGGAGAGCUGCACAAAAAGAUAAAGCUAUUUGGUCAGGUAUUACUGAAAUACAUGCUAAAGCCUCUGAUCAUGUACCCGUCCCUGUCGGUGGAGGUGAGUGAGCACCUUGAGAUGGGCAGAGUGUUGAGUCUACAUAGCGAAGAGAACCAAGCAGAGCACCCCACUCCUGUGGACGUGUAUACCAAAAUCCUUUUAGUACUCAAGACCCUGCACAAACAUCUGUUCGAUACAACUGUUGGCGAAAAGAAAGUGUCAGCUUUGUUAGGAGAGCAGAUAUGGGAGGAAAUGUCAGACUGUAUCAUCCGGGAAUGCUUAUUGUACUCCAUACCGACUAACAGCAGUCAGCUUGCAGCCUAUGAUACGGUCAUCAAAGAAACAGAACACUUUGAAAGUCAUUUAAAGGAAAUGGGCUACCUGCCUGGAGACUCCACGGAUCUCCUGAAGUAUGCCAGAAACGUCAACUGUCAUUUUGCUAGCAAGAAAUGCCAAGACGUCAUAGUAGCUGCCCGGAAACUUAUGACCUCAGAGAUGCAUAACACGGUCAAGAUUUCUCCAGACUAUAAGCUCAGCCUGCCUAAACUACCAAACCAUGGUGGAGGGAGCAAAGAGAAGCAGGAAGGAAAGAAGAGUGGCCAUUGUGAUCAGCAGAUCCUGGAGAAUGAGAAACAGCUGGGCCAGCGCACUCUGUGCCUGCCUGUAUGUCGCAUCAGUGAGUCGGUUCAGCAGCUGAUGGCGCUGGCUAUAAAAACCCUGUCCGAGGCAGUGGGCAGCUCCCCCCAGUGUGCUGUCCAGCUUUUCUACACCACCCGCAAUAUCUUUCACUUGUUCUAUGAUGUGGUUCCAACAUACCACAAGGACAACCUACUUAAGUUUCCUCACUUAGCUGCCAUCCAGCACAACAACUGCAUGUUUCUUGCCCACCAUCUGCUGACACUCGGCCAUCAGUUCAGACCACAUCUUCCUCUGAAAGACGGAGUGGCCUAUUUUGUUGACUUGGUUCCAGGAUUUAGAAAGCUGGGUGCUCAGUGUUUUGUGGCACAGAUGAAUGUUCAAAAGGCAGAAAUGUUGGAGAGACUGUCCACUGCCAGAAACUUCUCCAAUUUGGAUGAUGAAGACAAUUACACUGCAGCCAGCAAGGCAGUCAGACAAGUGAUUCACCAGUUAAAGCGACUAGGGAAAGUCUGGCAAGACGUCCUACCAGUGAACAUAUACUGCAAAUCCAUGGGAACACUUCUAAACACAGCAAUUUCUGAACUCAUUACCAAAAUCAUGAUGUUGGAGGACAUCUCGACUGAAGACGGAGAGCGUCUGCACACACUCUGCCAGACCAUUAUAGAGGAAGGACCGCUAGUCUUCACACCAUUACCAGAGGAGUCCAAGAACAAGAAAUAUCAAGAGGAAGUGCCAGUCUAUGUGAAGAAGUGGAUGACCUUUAAGGAACUGUCCGUGGUGCUGCAGGCCAGUCUGCAAGAAAUCGUUGACAGGUGGGCAGAAGGCAAAGGGCCUCUCGCACAGGAAUUCUCCAGUAACGAAAUGAAGAGUCUCAUUCGAGCUCUGUUUCAAAACACAGACAGACGAGCCGUAGCUCUCACUAAAAUCAAAUAAUAGCUCACUUUUCCAAUUCACUCAACGUUACCGGACUACAGUGCUGCAUAUCUGCUUCUCCUUUCCUUCAUUUGUGUUUUUUUUUUUUUCUUCUUCUAUUUUUCUACUACACUAUAACAUAAACUAAUAAAUGCCUUUUCAAGCAAGGCCACUUCA